Molecule: messenger RNA, 1419 nt
Organism: Pisolithus orientalis
Lineage: Eukaryota; Fungi; Basidiomycota; Agaricomycetes; Boletales; Pisolithaceae
Product: small subunit of acetolactate synthase-domain-containing protein
Exons: 4
Coding region: 79-1137 (352 amino acids)
Biological process (GO): branched-chain amino acid biosynthetic process
Cellular component (GO): acetolactate synthase complex; mitochondrial nucleoid
Molecular function (GO): acetolactate synthase regulator activity
Source: RefSeq, a predicted model, not a curated record
AUUUUAGCAGCUUCAGCUUCAGCGGAGUCCCUCCAACGAUCGACCCAACAAGCUGACACCGUUUUUAGUGCCUUCGCGAUGAGUCCGUUCGCUCCACGGUUUCGCUGUGCGACCAUUGCGCGCCAGUCGUGCCGUAUCUGGACGUCGUCGAUCGUUCGGGCAUCCGAUGAGUUGCCUAAACCUCCCCGACCGAUCGAUGACUCGACCUCUGCGCUGGACUACAAGCGUGCUCAGCGCACACGUCCACCACCCCUGCCUGUGAGCGACGUACCGCGUGCACGUACGGCGGAAGAAGCUGUCACCAAUAUUUUGUACAACACACCUCCACCGAACUUGCAACCAUUUAAAAAACAUAUGCUCAACUGUCUUGUCCAAAAUGAACCCGGUGUGCUCUCGCGUGUGUCAGGUAUCCUCGCUGGACGCGGAUUCAACAUCGAUUCCUUGGUCGUGUGUCGCACUGAGAUACGUGACUUGAGUCGAAUGUCCAUCGUCAUAUCUGGCCAGGAUAGUGUUGUUGAGCAGGCGCGCAGGCAGCUUGAAGACCUUGUCCCAGUCUGGGCUGUCCUCGAUUACACAGAUACAAACGUCAUCUCGCGCGAGCUCCUUCUCGUCAAGGUAUCUAUCCUAGGUCCUGAAUACCUUGAGGAUCAGUUUGUCGGUGGUCCUUCGCACGAACCCCGCCGGGGCGUUCUACCACACGAGCCAAGUUCUAAAAUUGAGAAGGAGACCCUCCUAGCACAGAAUUUUGAGCGGAGUGGUCAUCCUGAGCAGGCACAACCCGCUCACACCUUGCCUUCCGCACAGAACCAUGCACAUGCCCAUAGCCAGAUCCCACUUACCCCCUCGGAAGCUCUCCGCCUCAAACAUCAGCACCUCCAGUCCAUCUCGGCUCUCGUGCUGCAGUUUGGUGGGAAAGUCGUCGAUAUCAGCGACAACUCAGUCAUCGUUGAGCUCACCGCAAAGACGAGCCGUGUGAACGCGUUCUUGAGCUUAGUGAAGCCAUUCGGAAUCCUCGAGUCAGCGCGGACGGGUCUCAUGGCAAUGCCGCGCACGCCGCUUGCGCGCUCUUUGGACGAGAACGACGAUAUUUUGGACGAAAAUGGUGCAGUUGACGCUAGCCUCCUUCCGCCCGGUUGAUUUUUUGUGCCUCUGCAUUGGGAUCCGUUUGCAAUUUGGUAGAUGGCCUCUAGAUGUGCGAGGGCUGAUAUUGAAGUCAGCUUGGCCACGAAUUUCUCUGGCUGGGUUGGCCGAGGGGUGGUAGUCGCUUCGCAGAAAAGAUGUGCUAAUAUACAUUACCCUGUACUUGGCACCUUUUUUUUUCGCUCUGGGUUGAUUUUUUUGGUUUUGGAAGUCUAGUCGUUGGGCUCGCCGUGUCACUCAACCUGUGGUGAUAAGCAAAAACGGGGUGCACAUGAGAGC